UAUCUCUGGCAAAAGAGGGAAGACGACCAAGUCUUCGCAGCCAAUAUUUCCCAAGGGGUCUGUGCCCCUGUGGGUUAAGUAGGGGACAAAAACUUAGUAGGCCCCCUCACCCCCUUUAGCGUUCAAACUGACCGCUCUCCUAAUGGUUUGCUGUCGACGAAUGCGUUGCUUGUAGGAGAAAUCGACUUCAGGCAGGAGGCGAGCUGCGGCUUGGUCCUCGUGCGCAGAUGAAAGUACAGAAGAAGCUGGUUCGGAAAAGUCUGGCGUCUCAGGAAAGAACAGGUUAUUCUUCUGAAAAGAUGGCUCUUUCUCUGAACUUCUUGGUGAGCUUUUCUUUCAUGCUGUUAAAUCACUGGAUUGGCUUAACAUCAUCCCUGAACCUUGAAGAUCCAAACGUGUGCAGCCACUGGGAAAGCUAUUCGGUUACGGUUCAAGAGUCGUAUCCCCACCCCUUCGAUCAAGUUUACUACACCAGUUGUACGGACAUACUAAAUUGGUUUAAAUGUACACGACACAGGAUCAGUUAUCGUACAGCCUACCGACAUGGAGAAAAAACUAUGUACAGGCGUAAAUCCCAGUGUUGUCCUGGGUUUUAUGAAAGCAGGGACAUGUGUAUUCCCCACUGUGCUGAUAAAUGUGUCCAUGGUCGCUGUGUCGCUCCCAACACCUGUCAGUGUGAACCAGGCUGGGGUGGGCCUGACUGCUCCAGUGCCUGUGACAGUGAUCACUGGGGACCUCACUGCAGCAGCCGCUGCCAAUGCAAACAUGAAGCCCUGUGCAAUCCCAUCACUGGAGCCUGUCACUGCUCCUCUGGUUUCAAGGGCUGGCGCUGUGAGGAGCUCUGUGACCAGGGUACCUAUGGGAACGAUUGCCAUCAAAAGUGCCAGUGCCAAAAUGGAGCCACUUGUGAUCACAGGACUGGAGAAUGCCGGUGUCCACCUGGCUAUACCGGAGCUUUCUGUGAGGAUCUCUGUCCCCCUGGAAAGCACGGGUCUCAGUGUGAAGAGCGAUGUCCCUGCCAAAAUGGAGGCGUGUGUCAUCAUGUAACUGGGGAGUGUUCCUGCCCUACUGGCUGGGUGGGCACAGUCUGUGGUCAGCCUUGCCCCGAAGGGCGCUUUGGAAAGAAUUGCUCCCAGGAGUGCCAGUGCCAUAACGGAGGUGCAUGUGACUCGGCGACGGGUCAGUGUCGCUGCAGCCCAGGCUACGCUGGGGAGCGAUGCCAGGAUGAGUGCCCCGUUGGGAUGUAUGGCGUGCAGUGUGCUGAGACCUGCCAGUGCAUGAAUGGUGGGGAAUGUUAUCAUAUUAACGGUGCCUGCCUCUGUGAACUGGGAUAUACUGGAAAACACUGCGAGACUCGGCUGUGCGGCGAAGGCAUCUAUGGCAUCAAAUGUGACAAACAAUGUCCUUGCUACUUGAAGAACACCCAGAGCUGUCACCCGAUGUCUGGAGAAUGUUCCUGUAAGCCAGGCUGGUCUGGACUCUACUGUAACGAGACUUGUUCCCCUGGAUUCUAUGGUGAAGCUUGUGAGCAGAUCUGCAGCUGUCAAAAUGGGGCUGACUGCGAUAGUGUGACUGGAAAAUGCAUCUGUGCCCCUGGAUUUAAGGGCAUCGACUGUUCUAUCCCCUGUCCUCUGGAAACCUAUGGGGUGAACUGUUCCUCUCAAUGCGGCUGUAAGAAUGGCGCCGUCUGCUCUCCUGUGGACGGCUCUUGUGCAUGCAAGCCAGGUUGGCAUGGCGUGGAUUGCUCAAUCAACUGUCCCAGUGGCACAUGGGGCUUCAGCUGCAAUUUAACAUGCCAGUGCCUAAAUGGAGGGGCCUGCAAUGCUCUAGAUGGAACCUGCACCUGUGCCCCGGGCUGGCGAGGGGAGAAAUGUGAACUCACUUGCCAGGAUGGAACAUAUGGGAUGAACUGUGCUGAGCGCUGCGACUGCAGUCACGCAGAUGGUUGUCACCCAACCACAGGCUACUGUCGUUGCCUCCCAGGAUGGUCAGGUAUCCACUGUGACAGUGUGUGUGCUGAGGGAAGGUGGGGACCCAACUGCUCAUUGUCCUGUUACUGCAAAAAUGGAGCUUCGUGUUCCCCGGACGAGGGGAUCUGUGAGUGUGCACCAGGAUUCAGGGGCACAACUUGUCAGAGAAUUUGCUCCCCGGGGUUUUAUGGGCAUCGUUGCAGCCAGACCUGCCCCCAAUGUGUGCACAGCAGCGGGCCCUGCCACCAUGUCACAGGACUUUGUGACUGCCUACCAGGAUUCACCGGAGCACUCUGUAAUGAAGUUUGUCCCAGUGGCCGAUUUGGGAAGAACUGUGCUGGAAUUUGUCCGUGUACCAACAACGGCACCUGCAAUCCCAUCGACAGCUCUUGCCAGUGUUUUCCAGGUUGGAUCGGUAGCGAUUGCUCUCAGCCCUGCCCACCUGCCCAUUGGGGUCCAAACUGCAUCCACACGUGCAGCUGCCACAACGGAGCUUACUGUAGUGCUUACGAUGGAGAAUGUAAAUGUACCCCAGGGUGGACCGGCCUCUACUGCACCCAGAGGUGCCCACUGGGGCUCUAUGGAAAGGACUGUGCUUUAGGGUGCCGGUGCCAGAAUGGAGCAGACUGUGACCACAUCUCAGGGCAGUGUACCUGCCGCACUGGAUUCAUGGGGAAACAUUGCGAACAGAAAUGUCCUCCAGGAACAUAUGGCUAUGGCUGUCGACAGAUUUGUGACUGCCUGAACAAUUCUACUUGCGACCACAUCACAGGAACUUGUUACUGUAGCCCAGGCUGGAAAGGUGCGAGAUGUGAUCAAGCUGGUGUCAUAAUAGUUGGGAAUUUGAACAGUUUAAGUCGCACGAGUACUGUUAUCCCUGCUGAUUCAUACCAGAUUGGGGCAAUUGUCGGCAUCAUUAUUCUUGUCCUGGUUGUCAUCUUCCUAUUGGCACUGUUCAUUAUUUAUAGACAUAAGCAGAAGGGGAAAGAAUCAAAUAUGCCAGCAGUUGCCUACACACCUGCUAUGCGGGUCAUCAGUGCAGAUUACAGGAUUUCAGAUACCAUUCCGCACUGCAAUGGGGGAAACACAAACAGUCAUUAUUUCACCAACCCCAGUUAUCAUACUUUGACCCAAUGCACCCCAUCAUCUCAUGUCAACCUUAGGGACAGGAUGACCAUUGCAAAGACAGAUAAAAGCCAGCUGUUUGUGAAUCUUAAGAGUGUGGAUCCUGGAAAGCGAGGGCGCAUUGUGGACUACACGGGAACAUUGCCUGCAGAUUGGAAGCACAGCAGCUACCUCAAUGAGCUCGACUUAAAGCAUUCCGAAUAUAAUUCAAGUAGCUGUUCGCUCAACAGUUCAGAAAAUCCAUACGCUACCAUUAAAGACCCACCAGUUCUGAUCCCCAAAAGUUCAGAAUGUGGCUAUGUGGAGAUGAAGUCACCCGCCCGGAGGGAUUACCCAUACACUGAAAUCAGCAGCUCUGUUUCAGGCAAUAAGAAUGUCUAUGAAGUUGAACCUACAGUGAGCGUGGCCCAAGGAGGAUUCGGGAACAUUGUCCCUUUUGGUCAAGAUCCAUACGACCUCCCAAAGAACAGCCACAUUCCAUGCCACUAUGACUUGCUACCUGUCCGAGACACUCCACCAUCCCCGAAGGAAGAGGUCAGCGGUGGAGAAUGAGGCCUGCAGAGCCCCAGGGAAGCACGGGGGACCGUUUUUAAAGAACUACAAUCUGCUUCUCCUUCAUUCUCUAGUUUGCUACCUUCUUGGGAUGCUCGUCCAUUGGCUAGACAAUUGCUGAGCAUUUACCAAGAAUCUCAGAUGUGAGGUUUGUGGGUCACUGAAGGGGUGGGGGAUAGAUGACACACGGAGGAAAUUCUAAGCUUUCUUUCCAAGUUACUUUUAUAGCAGCCCCAUACACUACAUUUACAUCAUAACCCGCUGGGCGAACACACCAGUUGGCCAAGCAACUCCAGCAACAUAAAGGCUUCACUAUCCAGAGUGUGUGAUGCUUUUCACGACUCUCUCAUUUUCACUGCAGCAUGUUUCUCAGGAUGGUGCAGCCACCCACACUGUUCUUAGAGUAGCUGUAUGUUCAUUUUGCCCCGCCUCUCUGGGCAUUCUUACCUUGCCGUGGCUUGUCCUCAUCUCUGGAGGUGGUGACACAAGCCAUGUACAAGCCCGGAGGCUACUGCAAACUAGAAAGGAAACCUAGAAAGGAAUGCCAGUUUCCAGAUGGUGGAUUUGAAGGAAUCGUGAAAGUUUGCCUUGGAUAGCUGUAGCUAGCGCUGGGGUUUGCCUGACUUUGGGGAUGACUGUCCCCAUCUCACAACACUCCACUAACCCUCCUUGACAUAUCAGUAAUUAUUUCACAAAUAUAACAGUGAAACCAUUUUAUUUUUGACAGAAACUGAAUGAGUGUGUUAGAAAUGGAAAAAAAAUGUGAUGAAUGCUGAAAAUUUGAAGUGCAAGAUAAGGUUUUGUAAGCCACUCGUAUUAUGUAAUGUAAUAGAGAAUAAGACUAGUACAUGGUUGUGGUUCAUUUUUCCCUAGCAGUGAGAGAAAUAUCUUUGUUCUUUUUAGAAAGGCACCUUCUCUUUUAUUAAGUGUUAGUGUAGGGAAACUAUGCUUAAGCUGGUCUUUAGCAUUGCUAAUACCUUGAUACAUGCACUCCCUCCCCCUUGUUUUCAUUAACUUGCCUCUCCCAUUUUAAUAUUGUGUACCUCUGUCUUCUAGUGCUCGAGCUUAUCGUUGAAAAAUAGAGUAUAUGGCCAUUGCAUCUUGUAUUUUCGUCACCCAUCCUUUGUUUCGUUUGGAAAAGAAGCACUCACUGUUCUCUAAAAAAACAAGGUACAAUUGUGCAAGUUUCUACCGUCAUUAACAGCUGUCAGAGGCAGGCCACAACCCAGAGUGGAGGACGGAUAAGGGGUCCUAGCUUUUUGGCAUCUGAGCCAUCGGACGUGCCUCAAUCCACCUAGGACUGUGGAAACAAUAGCACUAGUAAAGGAGCUAAUCUUGAAAUCCCAUUUUCAUGGGGGAAAUUGAAACAUAGUUGGCCUGCUAGUCUUUAGUGGUGGGGGUGGGGGGAAGGUUAUGGUUAGGAUUGGAAAGACCCGUUUCUUUUCACAAAGCCCAUCACUGCCAUCACUAGAGAGGAGGAGAAAUGCACCAGAAAGCAAUGCACCUACCUCAGAAUAAGUGAUUAUAGGCUCACCUUUUAGAGACUGGAAAUUUGGCAAGGCCACGGCUCUUUUCAACGCAACUAAUUGGCCACCUUGGUAAAAUAAUUAGGGAGGAAAUUGUAGCAUUUCAUAGAAAUGGGAUUCUACCAUCAAUCAAGCAACAAUAAUUUUUGAAGGUGUGUGUGCAGAGCACUGUACUAAGCACUUGGAAGAGUCCAAAAGAAUUAGUAGACAUGAUCCCCACCCUCAAGGAGUUCACAGUCUAGCAGAUUGAGAUACCAUACUGGGGAUGGCAAGAUUAUCUAGACAUCCAUCACUAUAUGGAUUUACCAAAGAUUGAGAAUCAUUCUGAACAUAAAAGUUUGAGGGAAGAAAAAAAAGCUGCUGGUUUUUUUCUCAACAUUUCAAACAGAACCACAUUGUGCUAUCAUCAAAAUAAUCUCCUCAGGCACCUGACGCUCACAGCCUAAGGCUCCUUGUUGAUGUAUCAUAAUGGCAAGGUGCAGAAUAAAAGGAUUUGGGGAGGGGGAGAAGCAGGGAGUUUCUACAUAUAAACAUGCCAACCAGACUGAAGAAGAAAUAAUUUGCUAAGUUGUUUCAAUAAACUUUAAGCAUUUCUAGUGGGUGAGAGGAUAAAGGUCACUAUGUAGUGACAAUAUUUGAAAUAAACAUUCAUGAUUUUCUCAAACAGAAGUCCAUGGGUGAUCAUGAUGCUGAUGAAUUCAAAAUUGUCUUAAUUUAAUCAAUUUUCCUCUAAAUAACUGUAAAGAAAUCUGAACUCCAAGCAACUUCCAACCCAAACUAACCCAAUCCACUAACCUUUGGACCAUAAAAGGUCUGCUUAAGUGGCGACUCGCUGAAAGACUUACCCAAAAAUCUAGUUUCUUUAACCAUUUCAGCUCUAGGAGUUUAGGUGAUCCAAUAACUGGCAUCACCUAGUGACAAGACUUCUAAAAGACCAAAUACACAAAAACAAAAUGCAGGGACUAGAAAGAAAUAUUGAGGAAAUUUGCCUUAUUUUAAGUGAGUUUUAAAGGCCUACAUUUUUGCAGUAGAGAUCCCUGUGAAUAAAGUUCACUCUGUAUGCUUCCCAGAUUGAAGAAUUCAGAGCAUGAGGCUAAAAAAAAAAAAGUCAAUUUGUUUUAAUCCUUUAAAUCAGACGGGUGCAUUGUGUAUUAACUCUUGUAUGGUAGACUUUGCCUUUUUGGGGAACAAUUAAUGCUAGUCAGUCUCUGUGUUCCUACCCCAGGCUUCAUUUUGAUAUGACUGAAUUAUAUUUUUUAAAAGGAAAACUACAAACUAGGUCUGGCUUGUUUUAGUUGUAACACAAAAAAUGUUUCAUUGUUGAAAUAUCUCUACUUUCCAAAGAUAUAAUGGAUGCUCAGCAGUCGUACCCUUUGCUACCAUUUAUAACCACCAAACAUGCUUAUAGGUUCAUGUAAUAAAGUUUCUAAUGAAAGA
This is a messenger RNA of Tachyglossus aculeatus (Australian echidna), 6610 nucleotides long. It is a transcript of the gene MEGF10, whose product is annotated as multiple EGF like domains 10. Gene Ontology annotation, molecular function: scavenger receptor activity; protein binding. NCBI's taxonomy places the organism in Eukaryota, Metazoa, Chordata, Mammalia, Monotremata, Tachyglossidae. Gene Ontology annotation, cellular component: membrane. The coding region runs from base 228 to 3647 and encodes 1139 amino acids. The record is from RefSeq and is a predicted model, not a curated record. The transcript has 24 exons.